AUGCAGGCAGAUGAAUGCAUACUGUUCUUUGCCAUUCUGGCCCCUCCUACAUUCUCCCCUGCAUCUGCAAGCCAACCGCCUGAGCCCGCCAUACACCUUAUCAAGAUGAGCAAUCUGUCACCCAUGCCACUGACCGAUCAGAUAGCAGGAGUCUUGGAGCUCAUGUUCCGCCAAAAGCUCCAUCUGGCCACUCAUGCAGCCCAUUCUGCGCCAUCUAUAGAAGUGCCUCCGUCCAUGCCAUCUGCCCUCCUAUUAGAGUGCAAUGGCAUUGCAGAUGCUCUUGUGAAGGCCAUCCGUAAUCCUGUAAGGCUGCAGUGGGACAUUGAUAGAUAUUGCGACAGCCUUUCAAUUCAGCCCACGGGGCAGAAUGAAGUUCUCGAGGCAGAACUGGAACGGAAGUGGCCUCCUCCAUUUGGUGAGAGCAAAAUACGCAUAGACCAGCCCGCCACCCUCGUGGACAUGCAUGGACACAUCUUGGCUUGGAUACUUCCAAGAGUGUUGAUACCAGACCGCCAGACGAAGAUGCUCCAAGCGACCAGGGCCCUACACCUAGCAAUAGCAGCCAGUAAGCCUUCCAGCACCACCGCCAGUUGGCGACACAACCCGUUGUACUUCUUGCCUCCUGAGGAGUGUGCCCAAUUCCCAGCGGGCUCCUUGUGUCUCUCGCCAGGUUGGUUCCAACAAGUAAGAGAGCAUAUGGAGUCUGGGAGGCUGGAGACCUCCGCCAGCCUGAAGCUUGAGGGCGGAAGAAGUUGGCUGCGUGAUAUUCAUGACUCCUCUGCAUUGCUGGGCGCCAUCCUGGCCGUCGUUCACCCAACACUAUAUGCCGCAGGACGCCAGUACUUGGGUUUGAUCCAGCAAGACCCAGAAUUGCGAGAGAUGGUGCUGAACUGGUCGUCACCAUUCAAUGCACUCCAGGUGAUCGCCAACCGGGAAACUCCUUUCCACCGAGAUAGCAAGACAAGAUACACGUUCUAUGACCUGUUGGCGACGUUGGGCAACUACACUUGCACGUGGUUGAAGUUCCCCGCCAUGCGUGUCGCCAUCGAUUAUAGUCCUGGAACUGUCAUAGCCUUCUGUGGAAAGGCGAUUCAUCAUGGCGUCACUCGAGCAGAUGGCGAAAGGCUCAUCUAUGCAUACUUCAUGCGAGAGGGUGUCCAGAACAGACUAGGCAUUCUGGCACCCCACUGGAUGCAAGCUUCAUAUUACGCCUCACACAUUGGCAUGUGCACAGUUCAUCACCGAAGGGACAUCAUGCCAAAGACUGAUGGAGAUGAGAACACUAUGCAGGGGAUGGAGACUGUCGAUGGCAGCUUCAUUGGCAGGACAAAGUUGGCGGAGGUGAUGGCGAAAUGUAUGGAGUCACAAAUUUCCGAAUCCUAG
Molecule: messenger RNA, 1383 nt
Organism: Sparassis crispa
Lineage: Eukaryota; Fungi; Basidiomycota; Agaricomycetes; Polyporales; Sparassidaceae
Exons: 6
Coding region: 1-1383 (460 amino acids)
Source: RefSeq, a predicted model, not a curated record